AUGGCAGAAAUGGAGAAAGAAGGGAGACCUCCGGAAAAUAAGAGGAGCAGGAAGCCGGCUCACCCCGUGAAAAGGGAGAUCAAUGAGGAAAUGAAGAACUUUGCAGAAAACACCAUGAAUGAACUCCUUGGCUGGUAUGGCUACGAUAAGGUUGAAUUGAAAGAUGGUGAAGAUAUUGAAUUCAGGAGCUACCCCACAGACGGAGAGAGCCGGCAGCACAUUUCUGUUCUCAAAGAAAAUUCCUUGCCAAAACCAAAAUUACCUGAGGACAGUGUUAUUUCACCAUACAAUAUAAGCACAGGCUAUUCAGGGCUUGCCACAGGAAAUGGACUCAGUGACUCACCUGCAGGGUCAAAGGAUCAUGGCAACGUGCCCAUUAUUGUACCUUUAAUUCCUCCACCUUUCAUAAAGCCACCAGCAGAAGAUGAUGUGUCAAAUGUACAAAUAAUGUGUGCCUGGUGCCAGAAAGUGGGGAUCAAGCGCUAUUCCCUGAGUAUGGGAAGUGAGGUGAAAAGCUUCUGCAGCGAGAAGUGCUUUGCCGCCUGCCGACGAGCCUACUUCAAGAGAAACAAGGCUAGAGAUGAAGAUGGACAUGCUGAAAAUUUCCCCCAGCAGCACUAUGCUAAGGAAACUCCAAGGCUUGCCUUCAAGAAUAACUGCGAACUACUUGUAUGUGACUGGUGUAAGCACAUCAGACACACAAAAGAAUAUCUGGACUUUGGGGACGGGGAAAGAAGGCUUCAGUUCUGCAGCGCCAAAUGCCUCAAUCAGUACAAAAUGGACAUCUUCUACAAAGAGACGCAGGCCAACCUCCCAGCUGGGCUGUGCGGCGCGCUGCACCCUCCCCUGGAAAACAAAGCAGAAGGCGCCGGAGUGCAGCUGCUCACGCCAGACUCUUGGAAUCUUCCCCUCGCAGAUGCUCGGAGGAAGGCCCCCUCCCCGGGGGCUGCCGCUGGCCAAGGCCAGGGUCCCGGCCCAUCCGCGUCCACCUCCACCACCGGCUCUCCGUCUGACACUGCCAACUGCUCCGUCACCAAGAUCCCCACGCCCGUGCCCAAGUCCAUGCCCAUGGGCGGCGAGCCUGCCAGCCUGCCUCCCGUCUCCGUCCAGCCACCUGCCGGCAUCGGGCCCCCCUUGGGCGUCCCGCCCCGCAGCCCUCCCAUGGUCAUGACCAACCGCGGCCCCGUGCCGCUGCCCAUCUUCAUGGAGCAGCAGAUCAUGCAGCAGAUCCGCCCGCCCUUCAUCCGGGGGCCUCCGCACCACGCCUCCAACCCCAACAGCCCCCUGUCCAACCCCAUGCUCCCGGGCCUCGGGCCCCCGCCCCCCGGCGGCCCCAGGAGCCUGGGCCCCACGUCCAGCCCCAUGCACCGGCCCAUGCUGUCGCCCCACAUCCACCCUCCGAGCACCCCGACCAUGCCCGGGAACCCCCCGGGGGGGCUGCUGCCCCCGCCGCCGCCGCCCCCGGGCGCACCGCCCUUGCCCAGCCUCCCCUUCCCGCCCGUGAGCAUGAUGCCCAACGGCCCGCUGCCCGUGCCCCAGAUGAUGAACUUCGGGCUGCCUUCGCUGGCACCGCUGGUGCCGCCCCCCACCCUGCUCGUGCCAUACCCCGUGAUCGUGCCGCUGCCCGUGCCCAUCCCCAUCCCCAUCCCCAUCCCUCACGUCAAUGAUUCCAAGCCCCCCAACGGGUUUUCCAGCAACGGGGAGAACUUCAUUCCGAGCGCCCCCGCCCCCGGACCCGGACCCGGACCCGGACCCGGCGGCGACUCCUCGGCGGCAGCGGGAGGCAAGCCCGGCGGCGGGCGCUCCCUGUCGCCCCGGGACUCCAAGCAGCAGGGCUCGUCCAAGGCCGCAGACUCGCCGCCCGGCUGCUCGGGCCGGGCCCUGAGCCUGGCGCCCGCGGAGCAGGGCGGCCGGGCCGAGGUGGUGGACCUGACGCGGCGCGCGGGCAGCCCCCCGGGCGCGGGCGGCCUCCCCGGCGGCGGCGGCGGGGGCUGCGGGCUGCAGGGCCCGCAGGACGGCGUCAUCGACCUGACCCUGGGCCACCGCGCGCGGCUGCACAACGUGAUCCACCGCGCGCUGCACGCGCACGCCCAGGCGGAGCGCGAGCCGGGCGCCGCGGAGCGCGGCAGGACCUGCGGCGGCGGCGGCUGCCGGGACGGCCACUGCAGCCCCCCCGCCGCCGGCGACCCGGGCCCCGGCGCCCCCGCGGGCCCCGAGGCGGCCGCCGCCUGCAACGUCAUCGUGAACGGCGCGCGCGCCGCCGCCGCCGCUGCCGCCGCCGCCGCCGCCGAGGGGGCCAAGGGCGCCGAGCCGCCCCCGGAGCAGCCCCCGCCGCCGCCGCCGCCGCCCGCGCCCCCCAAGAAGCUGCUGUCUCCCGAGGAGCCCGCGCUCAGCGAGCUCGAGUCCGUCAAGGAGAACAACUGCGCUUCCAACCGCCACCUGGACGGCGAGGCGGCCAAGAAGCUGGCCGGAGAGGAGGCCCUGGCCGGGGGCGACAAGUCGGACCCGAACCUCAACAACCCCGCGGACGAGGACCACGCGUACGCGCUGCGGAUGCUGCCCAAGGCGGGCUGCGUGAUCCAGCCGGUGCCCAAGCCCGCGGAGAAGGCGGCCCUGGCGCCCUGCAUCAUCCCCGCGCCCCUGCUGGGCGCCGGGCCCGAGGACCUGGAGCCUCCGCUCAAAAGGAGGUGCCUCCGAAUUAGAAAUCAGAAUAAGUAA
Pipistrellus nathusii (Nathusius's pipistrelle) is the source of this 2718-nucleotide messenger RNA. The record is from the annotation of a GenBank genome assembly. Lineage: Eukaryota; Metazoa; Chordata; Mammalia; Chiroptera; Vespertilionidae.